Molecule: messenger RNA, 4084 nt
Organism: Lepisosteus oculatus (spotted gar)
Lineage: Eukaryota; Metazoa; Chordata; Actinopteri; Semionotiformes; Lepisosteidae
Gene: cnppd1
Product: cyclin Pas1/PHO80 domain containing 1
Biological process (GO): regulation of cyclin-dependent protein serine/threonine kinase activity
Cellular component (GO): nucleus; cyclin-dependent protein kinase holoenzyme complex
Molecular function (GO): cyclin-dependent protein serine/threonine kinase regulator activity; protein kinase binding
Source: RefSeq, a predicted model, not a curated record
GUCUUUAUAGACUGGAAUCAGGAAGCCGGGGGUCUUCCUAGAGCAGGGCAGCGCGGUGUGAGCGUCGCAGUUUGUCGGGGGGUUUUCAUGUUGUCUCCUUGAAAACAAAAAAUGGAUUUUGAAGAUUUGUUUGAUGAGAGGACGUUUUCUUUUUCUGACUUCCAGGAGUUCACGUUCCUUCCUAGCCAUCAGAAGCUCUCUGAACGGGUUCGGAAGAGGUUGUACUAUGGACUGGAUAAAGACUGUGCUUUUGAUGCCCUUUCAUGUCCUGUUACUGAUAUCGCCGUUGAACUGCUUCAGAAAUCUGCUCCGAGUCCGAUCCGCAAACUUCAGAAGAAAUACGCAGCACAUGUGGCACGGGAAGCUUGUAUUUCUCCUUGCGCAAUGAUGCUAGCUCUGGUUUACAUUGAAAGACUGAGACACAGAAACCCUGACUACCUGCAACAGAUCUCCUCCUCUGACCUCUUCCUGAUCUCCAUGAUGGUUGCCAGUAAGUACCUGUAUGAUGAAGGAGAGGAGGAGGAGGUUUUCAAUGACGAAUGGGGAGCUGCAGGGAAACUGGAUGUCCAAACAGUGAACAAGCUGGAAAUGAACUUCCUCAAGGCCAUUGACUGGAGCCUUUAUGCUGAACCAAGCGAAUUCUUUGAUAUUUUAAGCCAGCUAGAAACGAGCAUCGCCCAGAAGCAGGGAUUGAAGAGAGGCUGGUUUACAUACACCGACCUUUGUGUCCUGCUGGAGCAGGCCGUGUGGCAGAAAGCUUUCGUCAACAUCUAUCUCCACUUCACCAAACUGGCCUGUAUGCUGGGGCUGGUGUACCUCGCCAGCGUGGCCGGGCUGAUCGCGUCCUCCGCGGUGCUGCAGCAGCUGACCGGCUCCCACACCCUCCCCGUGCCGGAUGGAGGCGCCUUCGGCCCCCGGGGGGAGCGGCCCGGCCUGGAGCAGCCUCAGCCCCCUGCCUUCGCCCUUCGCUGCUGCUGCUGCGUCUUGGGGAACGACGGUCAGGAUGGGCACCAGGCCGUGACCACCACCACCACCGCCACCGCCACCACCGCGCUCUGCUUCUGGGGCUCGUUUCUCGCCUCUCUCUCCUACUCCUCCGACCCCCAGCCCGUCCCUGACAAUACCACUCCUGGACUUCACUGCUCGGGUUGCCUGGGCGUCCCCAGUGGUUCCAGGUUAAUGCUUCAGUGUGGAACGCCCAAUACCACUGGAUCAAGCUUCUCUCCUCCUCACAGCCUGCUGGGACGGACCUCACAGACGGCCUUUUCUGUGAGCGACGGGGGUCUUUUUAGGAGGGUGCUUGACCCUCUGUUCAGCCUUUCCCUCAGUAUCCCUCGAUGUUUCCCAGAGACUGUGAUACCGUUAGGAAAGGCCCAAACCUUCCUUCUCCCCAGUUAGAAAUGGCUGUUUUAUCCCACUCUCUUAGGGGGGUGGGGGUGGGGGGAACAAAAUUGUAAAAUUGUAAUUUUCUUGUCUUCACGUUUUUGUGGUUUGAUAAAAAAACGCGGUUUGCAAACCUAACUUUUCAAAGGUGACUGUAAAUAAAUUUCCUAUUUUACGAGAGACAGGAUGUGUGAAGAUACGAUCAGGGGGGCCAUGAGAGACUUAGUCUCGGCUGAAGGGCCUUUGAAGGCUUGUCAACAGUCCACUUUCAAUAACAGAGAUUUCUAAGUGCAAAUAGAUGUAUUUAAAAUUGUUCAUCUUCGGAUUCUCCACAUCUAAGUGGUCACGUUCUGCACAGAAAUGCCUAAUUUAAACAAUUCUGCAUUUGUCACGGUGUGUUUGGAUCACAUCGCACCUUUUAACUUGACGUUUCUGGUGGAUUUCUGACGACUUGAGGCUUUUUACAUUUUUUUCUCACAAUCACCCGGGAAAGUAAAGAAUUGUUUUUACAAAACGUUUAAAACGGCCUUGAAGAUGUGACUGGGGGCGGGGUGCCUCUAAUCUUUACAAAAAAGAAACAUUUCCUAGGUCAGUUGUAACUGAAAAUGGUAUUAAGAUGUGGUCGAAAUAAAUCAAAAGUAAAUGCCAAUAUGACCUGUCCUACUGUUUGUAAGGAAUUUGGUACAUAUUAAUCCAUGAAGGUAUUUACCCCAUUAUUCUAAAAUAUUCCAUUCUAAACCUAUUUUUUUGUAGGUUUGUAGAUGUUCUGGGGCUUAUUGUAUUAUUUUUUGUAUACCUGAACUUGGACUUUUAUUCUGAAAAUAUAUCAUUUUGAUUUACCAUCCUCUUAAAUAUAGCAGAAGGUUUGGGUAUGUGGCAGAGUAGUUCUCUUAUCCUUAAAUGGAGUGAGAGACCCGAUGACGUUUUGUUUUUUUCUUAAGGGUCUAGGGAAAGGUUUAGAUGCUGAGUGUGUGUCUAGUUUGCUAGAGUCUUGGGAACGUUUUCUGAAGUUUUGAAGGUCUUUUCUUGUUUGAGCCAGAAUUUAUGCUCCUAUUUAAUUAGGAACUGGUAAAUAAAGAGCAUGAGUUCAGAAGUACAGUAAUACAGUAAUAAGUACAGUGGUUUCUUUGAGUAUCAUAAUGUGCAGCUUUUGGCUACUAUUAAAACAGUUUGGAUUUGGGGGUAUUAUCCACGUCUGCACCAGGAUACACUAUGUCAGACUAAAGGCUUUACAUCUCUAGGUUCUCUGUGGCGGUUUCUGAUUUGAAACCAGCAAAUCGUACUUUGAAGUAAAUAUAUAGUGCAGGAAGAAGAGGAACACUGUAUCCAUGCAGAGUGCUGGUUCUGUUCCUUGUUUUGUGAUGUAGAGUCUUAAGUAAAUUAUUUGAAAAGUUUCUAAGUGUGAGAAGGUCUGGCUUUCAUUUACAAAGUGAAGCGCUUUAAUGCUUAAUUAAGAGUUUACAGAAGAGGCUGGAAUCCGUUUAGGAUGUGGUUACGCUGCGCAUGAGUGCAACAUUCGAAACGUUCAUUCUCACAACAAAGAAUUGAUGUUACCAGCUUCACUUGCUACUACUGUAUGCCCUUCUUCUGUGCUCUCUGAAUACUGUCAUGGUUAUUCAAAGGAAAAAGGAUUUUGUUUGGUUGACAACGUUCUGUAACUGUCUGUUCUGUGCAGCAUCAGUAUUUUUAAUACUGUAUUGUUCCCAUAGUCCAGCCAAGAAGCACAAGUCAGUACUACCCCUGUGUGCAACACUGUCUUAGGCUACACUUAAUCUUCUUUGAAUUAUCGCUUGCAUCUUUUUGGAGUUAAAAAACAGGGGCAAAAAAAGGCAUCUGAACAGGAAAUAACAGACUGCGUGAAAACUUUUUUGUGUGUGUGAUUCUAUUUUCAGCGGUAUGACUCCAAUUAACAUUUUCUAUAGGACAUUUCCUUUACAUUGUUUUAACAGCUGUCUUUAAAUGUAUAAAAUUGCUAAUUUAACAGUGAAACAGGCUUAGGUUUAUUGUAAAUGCGAAGCUGCAUACUCAGAAGGUGUAAACUGAAAUACUUUAACUUUUGAACACCUGUCACUGAUUUAGUAAUUUUACACAAAGUAAUACAAACUAAGUCUUAAUUGGUGGAUUUUCCAUACAUAUUCCAUGAAGUGUGCAGCAUAUUAAUUUUGUUUUUGCACUGAAUGAGUAAAUAAGGGAACUGAGCUUUGAGGAUGGAGCCUUUCAGUCCUAAGGAAUUCAGUUCCCAUUGCAUGAAGUUAAAGACUUAGAACAUAGGAUAUAAUCCUGUCUAUUUCUAGGUGAUAGUUCUUUUGAGGACAGUGAAUUCAAGUACACAUACCGUUUUCUCAUUUCAGAUUUUUCUUCCUGAAUAACUGCUGAAUUCAGAGAGCAUCUAAAAGCGUUACCAAAUUUUUAACCCUUACAAACAUAGCAAGUGGAAAAUGAAAAGAUCUGGCAAGUGACUCAUUUUUUAUGUUUUGUGGCCUGUGUUAUUUUAAAGUCAUUUGUGGUAUUAAGUUUACUUUUCUCCCAUAGUCAGUGACUAUAUGACUUUGUUUAGGUGGUGUGUUACAAUGGAAUUAGCGUGUUAUCAUUUAGAGAUCAGCAGUAUUUUAUUUACACACAGCUUUCUUAUGCAGAAAUUAUUAACAGAAUUGGAUGGUGACGUAAAAGCUGUUGAAUCCAGUGCAAUGCUUUUAUUUUU